Messenger RNA from Mugil cephalus (flathead mullet), 1552 nucleotides. RefSeq names its product lymphocyte antigen 6 family member pge (gene ly6pge). Lineage: Eukaryota; Metazoa; Chordata; Actinopteri; Mugiliformes; Mugilidae. Bases 76 to 447 code for a protein of 123 amino acids. The record is from RefSeq and is a predicted model, not a curated record. The transcript has 3 exons.
UAAGCUCAGGGGGUUUUAGGAACAAACAACCUGCUUUUCAGUGUGCGGUCAGGACGGACGAGGACAACCAGCACCAUGAGGGCCGUUCAGUUUUGUCUGCUGCCCCUGCUUUCCCUGGUCCUGCUGUCAUCCACCACCGAGGCUUUGCAGUGUUACACAUGCAUGGGCUCCAACAACGCCGACUGCAACCGACAAGGCUCCAAAUCCUGUCCUAGCUACUCUGAUGCCUGCGCCAUAGUGCUGGGCCAUGACAGUGGCGUGAUGAAGUCAUGCUCCUACAAGUCUUUCUGCAGCCAGGCCAACAGCCAGGGCUACAGAGCACCGGGUGUCAGAGUUCACUGCUGCUACAGUGAUGACUGCAACGUAACAAGCUUCGCCUCCAGGCUUCCUGCCCUCAGCUAUUUGCUGCUGUUAUUUACAUUAUUGUUCCCCUGCUUUUUCAAGUAACUGCACAGCUCAGCUCGAUCUUGCUGACGACUAUCCAUCCUCCAACACAAAUGCCAACUACUUUGCCAAAUGCCUCUUUUCACACUACAUUACUUACUCUCAUGCUCAUAUUUACUACCAUUCCACUUCACUUUUUAGUUGUCUAAACACAAUCCCAGACAUCAGGGAGAUGCUUCACACUGUAGAGCUUAAGGGUCUAGGUGAGGCUGUGUGGAUUAUAUGCACCAUGUUGGAUUGAAUCCAUUAAGAAGUACUGAAGUAGAUGCGUCUUUCAAUGGAUUUCACUAAGCCAGUAAGUGGAGGAUCCUGAGGGAAGUGCUGAAAUAACAAACAGAGAUAAUUUAUUAUUUUCUUGCUGUGUGUUAAAGAACAAGAGAUUCAGUUUGAAUUCAUCAGCUUCCCUGACUGGGUCUGAUGCUCACCACACAAUAUGUGAAUCCUAUGGGAACUAGACUAUUUCUUUGUGGUUUCACUCGUGAUUUUCCAAAAUAUGUCUUGCCUGUUAUGCACUGAAGUGUUUCAACAUAACUUGUGUCGCAGCAGAUGUCGCUCUGGCUAAAUAUGGGGCUUAGAAACAUCCAAGUUGGUGUGUUGGUACAUCAUUAGCCUUCUACCUGUCAGUCACAUAACUGAUAGUUUUGAUACACUGCCUGAAAAUAAUGUACACUUUAGCCUUCUCCAGCACAUCCCAAAGAUUCUCAAUGGGGGAACAGGGUAAACUUGAACUCAUCAGUCCACAUGAUGUUUUUCCAUUGCAUUGUCCAAUCUUUAUGCUCCAUAGCAAAAUGAAGCCUUUUUGUCUGGUUAGCCUCACUGAUUAGUGUUUUUCUUAAGGCUACACAGCUGUUCAGUCCCAACCCCUUGACUUCCCUUCUCAUUGUACAUGUUAAAAUGCUCUUACUUCCACUAUUAAACAUAGCCCUGAGUUCUACUGUUUUCUUCUAUUUUAUUUCACCAAACAUCAAUCAGGAUUCUUUUCCGACCACAUUUCUUCCUUGAAGACGAUGGUUCCCCACUAUCCUUCCGGUUUUUAAUAAUGCGUUCAGUUCUUAACCCAGUUUCAGUAGUUUCUGCUUCAGUCUCCUUAGAAGUUUUCUCUUCUUGA